CCCCCUCCGUGACGUCACAACGGAGGAAACCAAACAAAGGCGACGUGACGCCUCAUACAGUCGCACUCGCGACGCCUGAAAACUUCCGGACGGACUCCAAAACACGACCAAGUCAAGUCAGUACGGUUGGCGUUUUGUUUUUUUUGUGCUUCUCUUCGACGCCUCCGAAUGCGAAAAAGUCCAUUCGUGUUGUUGCGUCAGCUUUGUUUUUCUGCCGUCUCCCCGCCGCUUUACGCAACCGAGAAGGAGACGUCACCGCCGGCCAGUGGAGUCCAGAGUGGCCGCUAGCAGAGCGCUGCUAUGGCCGCUUGUUAGGCGGCACUCACUCGCUCUUUCGUCCUCGGGAAUCUGCAAGAUGAGUGUGGGCGUGGCUCGGCAGCGCAUGAAGAGGUUACUGGACAAGCCGCGUGACGCCUUACCCAAGAGCAAAAGAGUAUGUCUGGCGCCACCGCCCCCCGACACCAGCCCGUCGCACCUGAAGGCCAAAAGCCCCUCCCCCAAGCCCAGCCAGAGCCAAUCCAAGGUCCGCGUGGGGCCUUACUUCCUGUUUGAGCGCUUCGAAGGGGAGGAGUCGUACAGAGCGGUGCACGCCAGCACGCAGCAGGAGUACACCUGCCAGGUCCUGCCGCUGCACGGCUACCAGGAGAAGCUGGCCGCCUUCGCCCGGCUGGGUCGCCACGACAACAUCUGCGGCCCGCUGGACACGGUGAUCGGGCCGGACGGCGUGCACGUCUUCCUGCCCGCCCACCACGGCGACAUGCACGCCCACGUGCGCAGCAGCAAGCGCCUGGGCGAGGAGGAGGCGGAGCUUCUGUUCGCGCAGAUGCUCAGCGCGGUGGAUCACUGUCAUCGCCACGGCGUGGUCCUGCGGGACGUGAAGCUGCGCCGGUUUGUCUUCACUGACAAAUUUAGAACCCGGGUGGCCCUCCUGGGCCUCAACGACUGCGUGGUCCUGCAGCAGGACCACGACGACGACUCCCUGAUGGACAGACACGGCUGUCCCGCCUACGUGGGCCCGGAGCUGCUGGCCAGCGGCAAGGCUUCGUACUCGGGCCGGGCGGCGGACAUCUGGAGCCUGGGCGUGUCCCUGUACACCAUGCUGAUUGGACGCUACCCCUUCCAGGACACGCGCCCCGCCGCCCUCUUCGCCAAGAUCCGCCGCGGCGCCUUCAGCGUGCCCGGCUGGCUGUCCCCGCACGCCAAGUGUCUGAUCGGCUGCAUGCUCAGGAAGUCGCCCGCCGAGCGCCUGCGGGCCUCCGAGCUGCUGGCGCACCCGUGGUUGGGCGGCCGGGGCGCGUCGCUCCGCACGGCCCAGCGUUGCGCCGGCCGAGCGCCGCCCAGGAGGCAGGAGGACGACGAGCAGGUGGUGCCGACCUUCACCAAAGAACACUAACGCUCCGGAGAAAGUUACGUCCUGGAUUUACUUGACCCCCCCUCAAGUGCCUUCCGCUCUCUGCAGUUGUUUCAGACCAAGCUCCGCCUCCAAGGAAGGGGCGUGGCCUAAGUACAGUGGAGCCUCCAAAUUUCCAAAUGCAUUGGGAGUCAUUUCCAACUCAUGUGACUACCUAAAAGGAUUUAGCCGUCGUCUCCUCCUGAAAGUGGCCAAAAACUGCAAGGACCAACUCAAUAUGUCCGCCAAAUGAAACGUCUACCUCCACAUAUUCCUGCUUUAUGACGUUCUUCUGUGUUGACAGUGAGCGUGGGAAGUUACCUCGCCGUCAGUUAAAGUCUUAUUUCAUUGUUUUCCUACGGAGAACUAAAGGGACAUGGGGGAAUUGUUUUUUUUUAGAUUUUUUUUUUUUUUUUUAGACUUGUAUUUCUCGAGCGCACGAAAAA
Molecule: messenger RNA, 1836 nt
Organism: Entelurus aequoreus (snake pipefish)
Lineage: Eukaryota; Metazoa; Chordata; Actinopteri; Syngnathiformes; Syngnathidae
Product: tribbles homolog 3-like
Exons: 4
Coding region: 356-1393 (345 amino acids)
Biological process (GO): regulation of MAP kinase activity; protein phosphorylation; positive regulation of proteasomal ubiquitin-dependent protein catabolic process
Cellular component (GO): nucleus
Molecular function (GO): mitogen-activated protein kinase kinase binding; protein kinase activity; ATP binding
Source: RefSeq, a predicted model, not a curated record